Molecule: messenger RNA, 826 nt
Organism: Sphaeroforma arctica JP610
Lineage: Eukaryota; Ichthyosporea; Ichthyophonida
Exons: 2
Coding region: 290-826 (178 amino acids)
Source: RefSeq, a predicted model, not a curated record
CACAUACGUACGGAUUAUACUGUAUCGACUAUGUCAUGUACGCAUUAACUUGAAAUUGACUAUUUAAAACAUGAAAUAUGAAUUAACUGUAUAGUAACUUAGAAAGAAAGUCGUCCCUUCUAACCUAUAGUUUAGUUAAAUAUAUCAUUGGAUGUGACGGAUUGCACAAGCGUGUGAUAGUUUGCACUUCGUGUGGAUGCCCCAUCUGAUCCUGACUUGCAUAAACGGUCAAUUUACUGAACGUUUAUCGAAGUCAAGCUAUAAGUGCGCAUUGUACUAGAAAUCCAGUAUGUUGCGACUCAGUCUCUCCCAAGGAAGGGCACACACACAUAUAUGUCCAGAUCGCAUUGCAUUUUCUCAAGUAGAUAGGCACGUGCACACAUUGCUUCGAAGCAGUAUAUAUAGUGCAGCAUAUGUUUCUCAACGCCUAUAUAGCACACGCAGACGCAGACGUGCUGUUGAAACAUGGUUGAAGGAUGUACCUGAACAUAGAAAGGAAGCUCUGGAAUUUGAACGACUGCUGGGCUUAAGAAAAGGGAUAAAGCACAAAGAUGCACCUCUGUUGAAUGUGGAGGAAUCGAAAAACCUGAUGGAGAUAAGGGCCAAGGGCAAUGAGCGGAACAUGCGAAAGUUAGAGAAGUUCAAAAAGUUGGCACCUCGACAGCAGACGAAAGCGCUGUGGUACUCAGCCAACAAGGCACCGCUGAUACGCCAGAAGGUGGUAGCGAAGCAAUUGCAGGAUAAAAUGGAUGGUAUGUGGUCUGUGUGUGUGUUGGUUGUGUCAGAGAAGGUGGUAGCCAAGCAAUUGAAGGAAGAUGGAUGGUAA